Messenger RNA from Syngnathus acus (greater pipefish), 6449 nucleotides. RefSeq names its product BRD4 interacting chromatin remodeling complex associated protein (gene bicra). Gene Ontology annotation, biological process: positive regulation of DNA-templated transcription. The transcript is spliced from 14 exons. Bases 74 to 5455 code for a protein of 1793 amino acids. Gene Ontology annotation, cellular component: SWI/SNF complex. NCBI's taxonomy places the organism in Eukaryota, Metazoa, Chordata, Actinopteri, Syngnathiformes, Syngnathidae. The record is from RefSeq and is a predicted model, not a curated record.
GUCCUGUGCAGCAGCCCGUGCGAGGCUGUCCUGGAGACCCCGCGCUGCCUGCACCUCUAUCGUCUCGGUUGUCAUGGAUGAUGAAGACGGCAGGUGCCUUCUCGAUGUGAUUUGUGACCCGGAAGCUCUCAAUGACUUUCUUCAUGGAUCUGAGACCCAUUUGGACACUGACGACCUUUUGGAUGGUUCGGGUGAUCCCGCCAGCUCGUUCUUCUCCGCCACCGGGGGCCACGUUCCAGAGGUCCAGCCUACAGUUCAGCUCUCGGCCAAUGAGGCCACGGGUCUGCCCAGAGUCAGCGUUGACCUGGACUUCCUGGAGGAUGACGACAUCCUGGGCGGAUCCCCCGACGGGGAAGGCGGGAGCAACGGCAUCGGGACCAACCACGAGCCCUGCGACAUCCUGCAGCAGAGCUUGGCCGAAGCUAACAUCACCGAGCAGAGUUUACAAGAAGCCAAUGCGGAGCUGGACCUGGAAUCGUUUGGCAUUUCCGCUCUUCCGCAGGUGGUUCAGACGCUGCCCGACGCCGGCCUCUCCGGAGCGGCGGGCGCGACUGUCGGCGUAGGCAUCAGCGUCGGGGGGGCGGCGACGGCCAUAUUCCCUGGCUCGGCCCAAAGUGCCACGUCCACUCCCCCGAACGCCACCGCCGACAUGCUGGGCUCUGUGCUGGCUCAGCAAGGUCUUCAGCUCCAACCGCAGGUUAUGAACAAGGCUAUCAGCGUUCAGCCCUUCAUGCAGCCCGUGGGCCUCGGGAACGUGACGCUUCAGUCUAUUUCGAGUCUUCAAACUCUCCCGAACGGGAGCCAGUCUGGACAUUUGGGGAUUGGACAGAUUCAGGUUGUGGGUCAACCCACCGUCAUGACUAUCAAUCAGUCCGGGCAGCCCAUUCUGGCCAAAGCGAUGGGAAGCUACCAGCUGCACCAGUCCGGGCCGGAGGUUUCAGGGGCGACGACUCAGACUGGGCUCGGGGCAUCGGGAGGUGGACUUCUCAUCCAAAGCAACAAAACCACGUUGGGCUCGCCAUCUUUAAAUGGACCGCCCACGGUUGUUAGCAGUACAAACAGUACCAGUAGCGGCACCAUGACCGCACCUGCUGGACUUCUGGGCUUUGGAAGUACAUCCCUAAGUUCAGGAAUGCCGCCCCAAUCUCAAACUCAAGGCCAAAUCAUGCACAACGUGAUUAUCCAGCGCACACCGACUCCCAUUCAGCCUAAACCUCCUCAAGGAGGAGCCCUCCAAACAAAACUUUUCAAGCCGCAGCAGCAACAACAGCUGCAGCAGCAACAGCAGCAGCCGACGUCCCAAAACCUGCAGAACGACACCACCAAGGCCCUCGGGCUGCAACAGAUUCCUGUUUCUGCAGCUCAGAAUGUAACGUUUCUGACUGGAAAACCAGGCUCAAAUGUCGUACUCAGCACCCAAGCCGCCACGCAAGGCUCGCAGUUCCAGCAAACCUUGUUCAAGCAACAGGCGGCGCAAGCGGCCGGCAAACCGCUCAGCGUACACUUGUUAAACCAAUCGGGCAGCAUCGUUAUUCCCUCCCAGACGGUUCUGCAAGGUCAGAAUCAUCAGUUCCUCCUGCCACAGUUGCAAGCGGGCGGGCAGAUCCUGACCCAGCACCCCGGGGGCCACAUCAUAACCAGUCAGGGACCUGGUGGCCAGCUCAUUGCCAACCAGAUUUUAACAGCCAACCAGAACAUCAACUUGGGUCAAGUUUUGACUUCCCAGGGACAUCCCGGGGCAGCCCACAUUCUAUCCGGACCCAUUCAGCUUCAGCCUGGUCAGAUGGGCACACCCACCCUGUUUCAGAUGCCCGUCUCGUUGGCUCAGACGCAGGCCCCGACGCAGACCCACACCGUCUCGGGACACGGCCCAACGGUCAUCCAGGGCAUGCCUAUCCAGAACUCCCUGACCAUGCUCGGUCAGGUGGAGGGCUUGAGCCCGGCGGUCAGCCUUCAGCCGGCUCUGCAAGCCCAGCCAGGUGGAGUCCCCAGCAGCAGCAGUUGUAGUAGCAGCAGUAGCGUAAGCGGAGCGGCCACCAUGGCAGCCACCAUCACACAAGGGCAGCCGGCAGAGUGCAUCACAGUUCUGGGGAGCGCCACCGACCAGGCCGCCCAGCAGGCCUCUAUCCUCUCCAUGCAGCAAGCUCCUCCCGCAAUCACCGCCGUAUCGUCCUCCGCUCCGUCCAUGUCCCUGUCUUCGCCAGUGACUGCGGUCGGGCUGGUCUCGCACCAGGCUCAGCACAGCCCGGGGAGGCUUUUGUUCACCAACCAGGGCUCCAGCAUGAUCCUGAGCCAGGAGUCUCUGCAGAUGUUCCUUCAGCAGCCGGAGAACAGAGAGGGCGAAUCGACCCCCUCUGUGGGGGUCCCUGCGUCCGUAAUCGUCAGCGGCCUCGGCGUCACAGCUCCGGCCCACACUGUCCGUGACAGCCAAUUAAGUGAUUCGUUGGUGGGUCGCAGCCCCCCAGUGUUAAAGCAGGUACCCUCCAGCGGACAUCAGCAGCCCUUAAAGAUCCAGAGUAUGUCCCCCUCGCCAGCCUUGAGCGGUCACGCCACGGCGCCCCCUGUGGCCGAUAGCCCGCAGCCCUCGCAGUCGCCGCUGACUCUCAGCCAACACAUCCAGUCGCCGCACCACCAGCAGUCGCGUCCUCCCUCGCAGCCCCAGCCGGCGUCGCAAACGCCCUCCCGCUCCUGCACGCCCUCGUCACACCCGCCGCCCCUCUUCAUCGUCCACAACCAAGUCGCCGAGGCCCCCUCGCAGCCUCAGGUGGCCCAGCCGCAACCGACCCAGAUCCAAGUCCAGCUCCUCACUCAGCCGCGGCCCGCUUCCCAGCCGGCACCUUACCAUCAACAGGAGCAGCCUCCCAUGUCGCAAUCGCCCAAGCCCCAGCUGGCGCACUCUUUCUCCGCCCCUCCCGCUGGCGCGGUGCCACCGGCCGUGUUAAAAGCCCAAGUCCCCGUCCACAGCCUGACGGCGGAUCAGCAGCAGCACCUGGCGCUGUUGGGAUCGCAAAUCCAGACGCUGUCGGCCAUCAGCCAGCCCUCGCUGCAGCAGAAGCAGCUGCUGGAUAAGCUCCACCAGAUCCAGCAAAGCAUCCUGCUGCAGGUCAAGCAGCCGGCUCAGGCUCAAGUGCAAGCUCAGGCCCAGGCUCUUCCUCCAGCCAGCAGCCAGUUCAGCUUGCAGCAAGACGUGCAUGUGGAUAAAGCGGCGAUCGCAUCAUCGGCCAGUGCGGCCACACCCGCUCAGCUGUCCUCGGCGCUGCAGCCCACCUCUGUGCUCAUUACAAGUCCCGCUACAGCCUCAAGUGACUUACAGGUAGUCUCAGGAGUCCCGGGACAAGCUGGAGCCAAGGUGAAUCAGAGUAUCGCUCCCGUGAGCCUUACACAGCCUGCACAGAUUCAGCCAAAUCCUGGAGUGAUCAGCUCGGGUGGAGGAAUGACUCAUGGUAAAGGUGGCAUGCAGAUCCACGUGUUAGGUACCAAUGUCACCCAAAUGCCUGCUCCACAACCUCCAGCUCUUCUACAACCUCAAACAACAGCAAAGAUGCCUUUCACUGCAGAGCCAAGCAAAGAAGCCAGGUUGCUGGAGCAGCUGAGGAAACAACAAGGCUUGGUGCUUCACCCAAAUUACAGCGCUCCCUUCGUCUCCUUCGGGGACACGCUAAACCGACUGCUGCCUUACCAUCUCUACCAGGGAACUGCCAUUUCCUCUCAAGAUUAUCAGAAAGUGGAUGAUGAAUUUGAGAGCGUCUCCUCCCAGCUGCUGAAGAGAACGCAAGCCAUGCUUGAUAAAUAUCGAUACCUGCUCUUUUCCGAGUCAAAGGUGAGUCAAGCCGUUGAGUCCCGAAAAUCCCCCGGCCCGGAAACUGAACUGACGUUUGAAUUGCAGCAGAGACUUGGCCCCUCGGCAGAGAUGGUGAUGAUCGACCGCAUGUUCAUCCAGGAGGAAAAGCUGGCCUUGAGCCAGGACCGGAUUUUGGCCAAGGAGAGACCAGAGGAGUUUGUGGCUAAUGCUCGUCUGUUGGAGAGUUUAGCUGCGUCCCAACACAAGUCCCCUCCGGCCGAGCCCACCUCCAACGUCACUGGUGUCACUGUGGCCGCCGCUGCCCAGCCACCACCGCCGCCGCCGGAACCCGCACCUCCCAUUCCGGCUGUAGCUUCCCACGUCCCACCGAAACCCCCUCCCGCCCCGAGCGUGUCUCCAGCGCCGACUCCCGCUCCUGUCGCUGGCCCCCCUACCGCCUCCUUCCCUCCGACAAAAUUGGUCAUAAAGCAGGGUGGGGGGGGGGCCUCGGUGUCGUGGUCCAGUAGCUGCGCCCCUCCUCCGAGUGGGUCUGAACCGACAAGCCAGAGCCCUUACUUAUCGCGUACCCCUGCGUCGUCGUCGUUCUUUUCCUCCUCCUCCAACUCUAAAAUGGACGACGAUGACGACGACGCGCUCCCGCAGAGGACCAGCAAGCCGCCCAUCAAAACCUACGAGGCUCGGAGAAGGAUCGGCUUGAAGCUGAAGAUCAAGCAGGACCAAACGGGCUUCGGUAAGGUGGUCCACAACACAGCCUUAGACCCCGUGCACACGUCUCAGCCCAACACUCCCAAAUCCCAACCCCCGUCCACUCCCACGCCCGCCGGGGUCAUCAGGACCCAGUCGCCCGUGUCGGUCACCACGACGACCACACAGUCCAACCCAUCCCAGAGCUCGUCCUCCGUGCAAAUGAACGGCACCUUGGAGCACCACAACCCGGCCUCCGCCACCCCCGCGCCCUCGCAAACCACCUGCCGCCUCCCCCUCCGAAAGACUUACCGGGAAAACGUCAGCCCUCGGGUUCGGCCGGGCGUCCCGGGCGGCGGCGGGGACGACGACUCGGCGCCCUACCCCACCCCCACCCACGAGAGGACAGUCAUAGCCAGCGUGAAGGUGGAGAAACGAGGUCAGGACCCCGACUCGGGCUUGGACCACGUGGCCGACGUGUUCAACCACGCCGUCAAGGGGGUGAAAGGAAUCGGGGAGGAUCGCUCGGAGCAGGACGCCGACUUCCCCAAAUACAAGCGGACCGGUGGGAAAACCAAACAGAGACAAGCGGGAACUUUUAGGAUGGACCAGCACGCGCCGGGGCCCCCUUCGCCGGAGUUCCCUUCGCUCCCCGCCAAGCGCAGUAAGUCGGAUUCGCCCGACAUGGACAACGCCAGCUUCUCCAGCGGCAGCCCCCCCGACGACUCCCUCAACGAACAUUUGCAAUGCGCCAUCGACAGCAUCCUCAACCUACAGCAGGAGCCCACGCUACGGGGGCACCACCACCGCAAGGGGGGCAACGGCCGGACGCAUUCACGCUCGGCCCCCCCGCACAGACCCUCGGUGCCCCCGUCGUCUUCCUCCGCCUCGUCCUCCCUGGCCCAGCAUCCUCAGGUCGGCGGCCGCGGCCACAAUGGCAGCCUGGUGCCGCAGACUCAGAGCAGAUAACGGCCCCCCCCCGCCCCCCGGCCCCGCCCGCAUGGACUGAAGGGGGCCGGGUGGCGCCCUGGAAAAUAGGAAGCGAGUCUUGAAGACUCUGCCAAGUUUGUCCGCGGUAUCCUCGAGUCACGUUUUUGUGGUCUUGUCCCGUCCGGGCUUCUUCUUGUGUUGUCACAUGCUCAUGCCCCUCCCUCCUUCCACCGAACUCCCGCCCCCCACAUUCCCCUCUUGUCAGUGUUUCCCAACUUUCAUUGAGCCAAGGCACAUACUUUACGAGGCAAAACUCUCGCGGCACAAUAACAAACUGCAAAUUUUAUGACGAGUGUUACUAUGUAUACCUUGGAACGGCAAGGUCAAUGUUGAAGAGGAUGAUGAAUGUAUGUCGUUCCAAGGUAUGUAGCAGCCAGCUAAACGGCAAAAUUCACACCACAAUUGAUCCUUGAAAAUUCCCUACAAAAAGGCCAGAAACAUUGAACAACCCAAAGCGCACAUUCGAUUGCGUGACGAGCACAUAGCACAACCCGAAUGAUGACCAAGACAACAAAAUAAGGUUCAAGGCCUCCAAUUGUGGUUAUAAAAACAUUCAAAUACCAAUCCUUAUAUAUAUAUUUUUUUUUUACUUAGUUUCUGACCUUGUUUGACCUCUAAACUCAUGAGGUUCUGAUUUCUUUCGGUCAGCAGGGGGCAGGCCAGGCUCAUCCCUCAACUUUCACCUCUGUCCCAUCCUUCCCUGUGUGUCUUUUUUAUGUGUUUUUAAGUGUAAGCCCGCUGGACAAAUCCAACUGAAACACAGCACAAGCGUACGGAAACGGCGGGGAGGCGGAGAGGGGAAAAAACAAACAAAAAAAAACAGAACAAUAAUAAUGUACAAAAGACCGCAAGAGAAUUUGAAGUAUAGUAUUACAGAUUAAUUUUGUAUUGUAUUUAUUGUGUAUAAGGAUACUUUUUAAAAAGAAAUGUACAUUUACUAAAACUGUAAAUUAAACCUUGCUUCUUUUAUUAA